This is a messenger RNA of Saxophila tyrrhenica, 1068 nucleotides long. RefSeq names its product Type 2A phosphatase-associated protein 42 (gene TAP42). NCBI's taxonomy places the organism in Eukaryota, Fungi, Ascomycota, Dothideomycetes, Mycosphaerellales, Extremaceae. The record is from RefSeq and is a predicted model, not a curated record. Gene Ontology annotation, biological process: regulation of signal transduction; regulation of dephosphorylation. The transcript has a single exon. Gene Ontology annotation, cellular component: cytosol. The coding region runs from base 1 to 1068 and encodes 355 amino acids. Gene Ontology annotation, molecular function: protein phosphatase 2A binding.
AUGGCCGAAGUUGACAGGAGCUUGCGAUCAGUCUUCGAAGACGCAGAGACCAAGCGAAGUAGCAUCGAGAACAGCUACGACUCCAACUCGUCGACCUUCCAGGACAACGUCCGUUCCGCACUACAGCUGUACGAACAGUGUCUCCAAAUAGCAGAUCGUAUAUCGCUAUUCAGCCCCAACGAGACCCUCGAAGACAUCAACACCGCCGACCUGCAGUACCUUCUCCUGAACUAUCGCCUCGCGGAUAUCGUGUUACGACUCAACAACCUGAGCCAGCGGAAGGCGAACUUACAGCAAGCACAAGCACGAUAUGAGCGAUACCUGAAGCAGCUGGACAGCUACGACAUCCUCCCCAAGACCGACGCUGCGUUGCUAGAGCAGUACCAGGAUGCACCAACCACUUUCUCCACAGCCUCGACCUCGGAUCCAGCAGCAAGACGGGAUGCAAAGAUCAGACGCUUCAAGGAGGAGAAAGCCCUGAAGCAAAAGCUCGAGUACAUGCGUCGAAACCCCACCGUCCUACACAACGACGACAGCGCAUACCGCGAACUCCAGCUCACAGAGAUCGCCUACUGCACCCACCAGACUUUCCAAUCCCUCGAGUCCAUCGGCCAAGAACUCCACAUCCUCUCCCUUGCUCCUCCCUCUCCGCCCCCAGAAUACCAACAACGAGCACCCGAUACCCGCGAACGCGAUUCCCGCCUCGGAGCACCCUACAGCGAACGCCUCGACUCCUCCCACCUCUCCGCCGGCAUGCGCGGACCUCUGCUAGAUCCCAAAGGCAAGCCUCUCCGACCUUUCACGCUCACCUCGAAGCGCCAGGAGCUGCGCGGUGGGGUCUUCAGGCCUGAUCACAAUUUGCCAACUAUGAGCAUUGACGAGUACUUGGACGAAGAGCGGAAGCGAGGCGGCAUGAUCGAGGGUGGCGGGCCGCAGAGCGGGAUUAAGCCGCAGGUGGAUGAGGAUGAUUACGAGUUGGCGGAUCGGGAGACGAUGAAGGCGAGGGAGUGGGAUGAGUAUGUUGAGGCGAAUCCGAAGGGGAGUGGGAAUACUUUGAAUCGGGGAUGA